GUAAGAAGGAAGAAGAUAUAACUUGUGUUAUUUAUCCUUUCUAUGAUUUAUUUAUGGUUAUAUUAUAACGAAAAUUUAACUAGAGGAGCUUCUUGCUCUAGAUAUUACAAAUUACAAAAACAAAACAAACAGUAAUAACUACUGUUAUGGUCGGUCAUAAGUAGACGAGGCGUUUUUAACCUUAAAAGGUUGUUGCUUAUUUGCUACAUAUUCAAAACUUCCAAAAAAUGGACGACGACGAGGGCCUACACCGCCUCGAAGGUACAACGGGUAGUGAGAAAGGCGGUCUCGUCGUAAAAAAGAAAAGCACCAGCACUUUCAAGGUGCCCCAAGUAUCUCUUCUCGGAUUGGACCGUUUGGCGGCGGCCAAGCGCCGUGAAAAAGAGGAGACAGCGAGGAAAAUGUCUUUUUCGAUGGAUGACGAGGUCGCCGCAGAGAACGCUCACGACAGUCGUAACUUAAUAAAAGACGGACGCAAGUUCCGCUCCGCUGCAGAAGAAACUCCCACCUACACAGGCGGGGUGAGUAAAGAAGCGAGGGAACGUUUACGAGAACGCAUGAAAGACAAAUACAAAGAGAAAGGCGUGUAUGCGUCGACCAAAGAUGGACGCGAUAAGGGCAUGCGUCAGGAGAAAUCAAGUAGGGACAGGUCGGAAAGGAAAAAGAAUAAGUACAGUUCCCGUAGGGGCGAAACACCAAGGUUUAGGGAUGAGCCCCGUACGCCAAAUAUCAAAGUGAAGGAUAACCCAUCUAGAAGUUCAUGGGAGGAUGAGGACGAUCCUUCACCCGCUAAAAAGUCUUCCUGGGAUUUUCCCACACCUGCAUCUUAUAAAAAGGAGGACUCAAAUUGGUCCGAGAGAAGUUUCAAGACUAAAUACGACUCCCAUCGAUCAUACAAACGUGAGAAGAGCUCAAGGGAUGAAACUCCCAGGCCUACACCCGCACACAAGUUCAACAACUGGAUGAAAGACAGGAAGAAAACGGGUGCGACUCCCGGCGUGGAACCAUCGAAAUGGGAUGCCACAGUUGAAAGGGAAAACUGGGAAGAGGAACAAAAAAGAUUAGACAGAGAAUGGUACAGCAUGGGAGAGGGGUACGAUGAUGAGAACAACCCCUUUUCGAGCGUGAGUGAAGAGUAUACAAAGAAAAAAGAGGAACAGCUGGAGCAGAGGAAGAAGAAGAGACUGUCAGCGCAGCAAAGGCAAAUCAAUAAGGACAAUGAGUUGUGGGAGAGGAACCGGAUGUUGACUUCGGGAGUGGUUCAGUCCGUGGACGUGAAUGAAGACUUUGAUGAAGAAUCCAUUGACAGAGUUCAUUUGCUGGUGCAUAACAUAGUGCCACCAUUUUUGGACGGGCGCAUCGUGUUCACGAAGCAGCCUGAGCCGGUAGUUCCAGUUAAGGACGCCACCUCGGAUAUGGCUCUGGUGGCUCGCAAGGGUUCCCAUCUUGUCAGGGUUUAUAGGGAGCAGAAGGAGAGGAGGAAAGCGCAGAAGAAACACUGGGAACUGGGCGGCACAAAGAUAGGCAACAUAAUGGGCAUUAAGAAGAAAGAGGAGGAGGAAGACCGCAAAUACAACAAAGAGGACGACAGUACUGAUUACAAGGCGGAUCAUAAGUUUGCGGAGCACAUGAAGGGCACAAGCGAGGCUUCUAGCGAAUUCGCGCGAAAAAAGUCGAUAGCGGAACAGAGACGCUACUUGCCCGUGUUCGCAGUUAGGCAGGAAUUGCUGAACGUCAUCCGGGAGAAUUCGGUUGUCAUUAUCGUGGGCGAGACGGGAAGCGGAAAGACCACGCAGCUGACUCAGUACCUGCAUGAAGAUGGGUAUAGCAAGUACGGCAUGAUCGGUUGCACGCAACCGAGGCGAGUGGCCGCCAUGUCCGUGGCAAAGAGGGUGAGUGAUGAAAUGGGUACCCAGCUCGGCGACGAAGUAGGUUAUGCCAUCCGAUUCGAAGACUGUACCUCGGAGAACACGGUCAUCAAGUAUAUGACGGACGGUAUCCUGCUGCGCGAGAGUUUACGCGAGCCCGACCUCGACCACUACAGCGCAGUCAUUAUGGACGAGGCGCACGAACGCUCCCUCAGCACUGACGUUCUCUUCGGUCUGCUGCGCGAGAUAGUUGCGCGCCGGCACGACCUUAAACUGAUCGUGACGUCCGCAACAAUGGACUCGAGCAAGUUCUCGAUGUUUUUCGGAAACGUACCUACGUUUACGAUACCAGGUCGCACCUUCCCCGUAGAGGUGCUCUUCAGCAAGAACCCCGUCGAAGAUUACGUAGACGCGGCCGUCAAGCAGGCUCUGCAGAUACACCUGCAGCCACCAUCGGGCGACAUUUUGAUUUUCAUGCCUGGUCAGGAGGACAUCGAGGUGACCUGCGAGGUGUUGGCCGAGCGGUUAACGGAGAUAGAUAACGCCCCCGAACUGUCCAUCCUGCCGAUCUACUCGCAGCUGCCGUCCGACCUGCAAGCGAAAAUCUUCCAGCGGUCGCCGGAGGGCAUCAGGAAAUGCGUGGUCGCCACUAACAUAGCCGAAACGUCGCUAACUGUCGAUGGUAUCAUAUUCGUUAUCGAUUCCGGCUACUGCAAGCUGAAAGUUUACAACCCGAGGAUAGGUAUGGACGCUUUGCAGAUCUACCCCAUAAGUCAGGCAAAUUCAAACCAAAGAUCGGGAAGGGCAGGGCGUACGGGACCCGGUCAAGCGUUCCGCCUCUACACCGAGCGCCAGUACAAGGACGAGUUGCUGGUCACAACGGUGCCCGAGAUCCAACGCACCAACCUGGCCAACACGGUCCUACUCCUCAAAUCGCUCGGAGUGCAGGACCUGCUUCAGUUCCACUUUAUGGACCCUCCGCCGCAGGACAACAUCCUGAAUUCGUUGUACCAGCUGUGGAUCUUAGGCGCACUUGACCACACAGGCGUGCUGACUAAGCUCGGCCGCCAAAUGGCCGAGUUUCCUCUCGACCCACCCCAAUGCCAAAUGUUGAUCGUGUCGACCCAAAUGGAGUGCACGGCCGAAAUACUAAUCAUAGUGUCGAUGCUUUCGGUGCCCUCGAUAUUCUACAGACCGAAGGGCCGCGAGGAGGAGUCGGACGGGGUGAGGGAGAAGUUCCAGGUGCCCGAGAGCGACCACCUCACGUUCCUUAACGUUUAUAAUCAAUGGCGGCAGAACAAUUACUCGUCGCACUGGUGCAACGAGCACUUUAUUCACGUGAAGGCGAUGCGAAAAGUACGCGAGGUCAGGCAGCAACUCAAAGACAUUCUAGUACAGCAAAAGUUCGAGGUCAAGUCGUGCGGUACAGACUGGGACGUCGUAAGAAAAUGCAUCUGUUCCGCUUACUUCCACCAGGCGGCCCGUUUAAAAGGCAUCGGAGAAUACGUAAACUGUCGUACGGGAAUGCCGUGCUACCUUCAUCCAACAUCUGCCCUUUUCGGCCUCGGCAACACUCCCGACUACGUGGUGUACCACGAAUUGGUAAUGACCGCGAGGGAGUACAUGCAGUGCGUCACUUCGGUCGACGGUCACUGGCUCGCCGAGCUGGGACCUAUGUUCUUCUCCCUUAAGGAAACGGGUAAAUCGGGUCGGGCCAAGAAAAAGCAGGCGGCCGAGCAUCUGCUGGAAAUGGAAAACCAGAUGCAGGUGGCCCAAGAGGAGAUGAAGGCAAGGAAGGAGGCAGCGGAGAAGAAGGAAGCGGCCAUGCACAAGGGGCAGGAGAUCAUCAAUGCGGGAACCACGCCGAGGAGAACACCGGCGCGGUUCGGCUUGUAAUCUUUUUUAAAAAUAU
Molecule: messenger RNA, 3780 nt
Organism: Cylas formicarius (sweet potato weevil)
Lineage: Eukaryota; Metazoa; Arthropoda; Insecta; Coleoptera; Brentidae
Product: pre-mRNA-splicing factor ATP-dependent RNA helicase PRP16
Exons: 8
Coding region: 228-3764 (1178 amino acids)
Biological process (GO): mRNA splicing, via spliceosome
Cellular component (GO): spliceosomal complex; intracellular anatomical structure
Molecular function (GO): ATP binding; RNA binding
Source: RefSeq, a predicted model, not a curated record